Messenger RNA from Auxenochlorella protothecoides, 186 nucleotides. RefSeq lists its product as hypothetical. The record is from RefSeq and is a predicted model, not a curated record. The transcript is spliced from 2 exons. Lineage: Eukaryota; Viridiplantae; Chlorophyta; Trebouxiophyceae; Chlorellales; Chlorellaceae. The coding region runs from base 1 to 186 and encodes 61 amino acids.
AUGGAGCGCCUGGUGGCACACGAGGAGUUGGAACCAAAUCGCGUCAGCAACUGCACUGAUGUCGCACCCGACACGUCGUUCACCUGCGAGGAGCAGGCUCAGCAAUUUGACAAGUGCAAUGCAGACUUCAUCUACCUGUACUCCUUCUGCCUCAAGUCCUGCGGGCGGUGUGGAGGUGAGACUUGA